AUGGCAAAAAAAGCAGCUGGUCCAAUCAGUCCAGACUACCUUAAAAGCAUCGACUUCAAAAUUAAGACAAUAGAGCUGAAAGGAAAGAAGAUUAAACUGCAGAUUUGGGAUACAGCAGGACAAGAGCGAUUUCACACCAUAACUACAUCGUACUACCGAGGUGCGAUGGGUAUCAUGUUAGUUUAUGAUAUAACUAACGCCAAAAGCUUCGAUAAUAUUGCUAAAUGGUUAAGGAAUAUUGACGAGCAUGCGUCGGAAGAUGUGGAAAAGAUGUUAUUGGGUAAUAAAUGUGAUAUGGGAGAGCGGCGAGUAGUAUCUCGUGAAAGAGGUGAAAAAAUAGCUUGCGAUCAUGGUAUUAGGUUUCUGGAAACCUCUGCCAAGGCAAAUAUACAAAUUGACAAAGCAUUUUAUGACCUCGCCGAAGCUAUUCUUGAUAAGAUGCCAGUUAAGGACGAAGGAAUGAAACAGCCAACAAUACGGCCCGCAGAAACGCAGAGUAAUGUAACAAUAAGUAGAUUGUCAUGCUGUUAA
Molecule: messenger RNA, 531 nt
Organism: Loa loa (African eye worm)
Lineage: Eukaryota; Metazoa; Nematoda; Chromadorea; Rhabditida; Onchocercidae
Product: RAB-10 protein
Exons: 6
Coding region: 1-531 (176 amino acids)
Biological process (GO): cellular response to insulin stimulus
Cellular component (GO): insulin-responsive compartment; recycling endosome; Golgi apparatus
Molecular function (GO): GTPase activity; GTP binding
Source: RefSeq, a predicted model, not a curated record